AAUGAGUAGAGCAAAUAAAGGAUACAGUGGGAGCUAACCGUGGAUGAUCUUGGAUUUAACAGCUGGUUCCUGUGAAAACUAAGAUUCAGAAACUUAUGGCGUGAAGGGCCCAUUCUUGGCCUUUGUCACUCUACAGCUAAUGGAUGUCUUUACCCACUAUGCCUACAAUGACAGUUUCUAUGAUAAUGGAACAUGGAGCUUCAACGAUACAGAUCAAGAGCAGAAGCACCCCUACAACUACUACGCCAUGCUGCUCACUCUGCUCAUCUUCGUCAUUGUCUUCGGCAACGUGCUGGUGUGUAUGGCUGUGUCCAGGGAAAAGGCUCUGCAGACUACCACCAACUACUUGAUCGUCAGCCUGGCUGUUGCUGACCUUCUGGUGGCCACACUUGUUAUGCCCUGGGUCGUGUACUUAGAGGUGGUGGGGGAGUGGCGCUUUAGCAAGAUCCACUGUGACAUCUUUGUCACUCUGGAUGUGAUGAUGUGUACAGCCAGCAUCCUCAAUCUCUGUGCCAUCAGCAUUGAUCGCUACACGGCAGUUGCAAUGCCAAUGCUGUACAAUACCCGCUACAGUUCCAGGAGACGGGUCACAGUGAUGAUCUCUGUGGUUUGGGUACUGUCUUUCGCCAUAUCCUGUCCCCUGCUGUUUGGCCUAAAUAACACAGCUACUCGCGAUGAGUCUCUCUGUGUGAUCGCCAAUCCAGCCUUUGUGGUAUACUCCUCCAUUGUGUCCUUUUAUGUACCCUUCAUCAUUACUCUGCUCGUUUAUGUCCAAAUUUAUGUGGUCCUGAGGAAGCGCAGAAAACGUGUCAACACAAAACCAAAGCAGCGUGUCUGUCAGGCUGCCGACCCUGAUGUGGCCACCUCGCUAAAGGAUAAGUGCACUCAUCCAGAGGAUGUGAGGCUGUGCACCAUGAUUGUUAAAACUAAUGGGAGUUUUCCUGUCAAUAAGAAGAAAGUGAUAUUUAUCAAAGACGUGGUCAAUGUGGGAGAAGAUUUGGAGCUGGAUGAGUUGAACAACAGUGGAAGCAGCGUGAAACAGAAGCAGCACACACAAGGUGCUCUUGGAGACACUCCAGCCACGAGCCAUCAGCUACUGAUGCCUAACAAGGCCAGCGCUAGCCCCGUCUCGACACCUCCCACACCUCGCAAGGAGGGCCAGAAAGCAGAAAAGAAUGGAGAUCCUGCUAAGGAGACCCUGGGGGAUCCAGCACCCAUCGUAGCCAAAGCCUUCCAGACACAGGCCUUACCUAAUGGCAAGACUCAGACUUCUGUGAAAACACUGAGCAAGAGAAAGAUCUCCCAGCAGAAGGAAAAAAAGGCUACUCAGAUGUUAGCCAUUGUACUUGGUGUAUUCAUUAUAUGCUGGCUGCCGUUUUUCAUCACACACAUCUUGAACACCCACUGCACCAAAUGCAAGGUUCCUGCUGAGAUGUAUAAUGCAUUCACCUGGCUGGGCUAUGUGAAUAGUGCUGUAAAUCCCAUCAUAUACACUACCUUUAACGUUGAGUUCCGAAAGGCAUUCAUUAAGAUCUUGCACUGCUGAGCUGCAACAUCACUUAUCUGAUCAGACUGAGACAGAAGUGGUGAAUGAAAGCAUAUCCUGUGGCAAAUACCUCAUCCUGUUAAGGAAAAUGCACCACAUGGGGAAAAUGCGAUCUGGUCUUUUAACACAAUGGAGUUGAGUGACUGGGAAAAACAAAAAAACAACAAAACAAACAAAAAAAAAAAAACUGGCUGUUUUGUCUUGAAAGGCGUCUUGGAUCUAUAUGUUAAAUUUUGUGUGGAGUCCCGUUCUCCAAAUCACUGAAUGUAAAACAAGAAAUGUCUGUAACAAUUACCUGUUUUAUGGAGGGGAAAAAAGUAACAUGUCAUUGUUGUGCUUGUCAUGUAAGGAGCCAUCUGUGUAUACCACACACAUGCAAGUUGCUAUUUCCUGUAUGUGCAUUUUAUGUUUUGUUCAUAGAAAUUUUCUGCAAAUAAAAAU
This is a messenger RNA of Archocentrus centrarchus (flier cichlid), 1987 nucleotides long. It is a transcript of the gene drd2a, whose product is annotated as dopamine receptor D2a. NCBI's taxonomy places the organism in Eukaryota, Metazoa, Chordata, Actinopteri, Cichliformes, Cichlidae. The record is from RefSeq and is a predicted model, not a curated record. Gene Ontology annotation, biological process: negative regulation of voltage-gated calcium channel activity; adenylate cyclase-inhibiting dopamine receptor signaling pathway; negative regulation of cytosolic calcium ion concentration. Bases 140 to 1546 code for a protein of 468 amino acids. The transcript has 8 exons. Gene Ontology annotation, molecular function: dopamine neurotransmitter receptor activity, coupled via Gi/Go; G protein-coupled receptor activity. Gene Ontology annotation, cellular component: plasma membrane; presynaptic membrane; glutamatergic synapse.